AUGAAUCGGACUAAAUCAGGAACUAAGGAUGAAGGGAAUGGCGUAAAAUUGAAGCGUAGCGGUAGCAAGAGGCGAUCUGGAGAAAAGAACAGAAGUUCUGGUGGCGAAAGCGUUCGAAGUGGGACUCUCAAUGGAUCUACAGUAGCUUCUGUUGCAUCUCACGACGACGAACAUAGUAUUUCGAGUACUAACAAAGAAUUCUCGGCUGAUAUUCAACCGGUAACGUUCGACGUUAAGCUGACACCAGAAGAAAGUGAGUCAAGAGAGAUAGGGCGUCAGCAUGCAGAUACGCUAUCGAAAGUGAGGGAAAAGCUGUCGAAAGGGUCGGGUCGCAAUUAUAGCUCUACGCUGCCCAAUUUCCUGCGGUCCAUCGACAGGCGACAAUACGAGAAAUAUCUGAAAGAACCGCAUCACAUAAAACUGGUGAAAAGGAGCCGGCAGCUGAAACAGUUCAGAAGAUUGUUUUUAGCUCAGGAGUUACAUGCAUACGAAUUGAGCGAGGGCAAGGAAACGGCGAAGCGAAAAGUUUCGCUGUUGAAGCAGGACUCGUCGCAAAACGCAAUUUGGGUCACGAAGUUCAGCUUAGGCGGUAGAUUUAUGGCGACAGGGGGCAAGGAUGGGACUUUAUGUUUGUGGAAGGUCAUUGGAUCCCCGGCGGAAAGGUGGGAACUGGACGCUUCCCAGGAAUCGCGGAACGCGUUUAAAGCGAAGUCGCGGUUGAUCAAGCAACAAAUACUAGGCGGCACACCAGGCGGUUCCAUCAAAGACGAGGCUAAGGCUAGCCCGGGUGUUACGAAGGCAAAUCCGACUAAUCUGUAUGCGCCCGUUUUCCAUCCUAAUCCUCACAAGAAGUUUAAAGAGCAUACAGCAGACAUACUCGACAUGGAUUGGUCCAAGAAUAAUUUCCUAGCAACGUCAUCUAUGGAUAAGUCCGUUCGCCUGUGGCAUCCAGACCGGUCUACUUCAUUGAAAGCCUUCCACCAUCCGGACUUCGUUACAUGCGUUCUGUUUCAUCCGUCAGACGAUCGUUUCCUCAUCACUGGCUGUCUCGAUCACAAAUGCAGACUGUGGUCGAUACUCGAAGGUGAAGUCGUUUUUGAGUUUGACUGUCAGGAUCUGGUGACUUCAAUGACGAUCUCAGGAAGUGAAGGAGAGUACACAAUAGUUGGAACCUUCAAUGGUUACGUUAUCGUGCUCGCCACUCGUGGAUUGGAUUUUGUUUCGUCCUUCCAUGUGGUCGAUAAGACCACACAAGUGGAAGAGGCCGGAACCAGACUGUUAUCUUCUGGCUCGAAGACACACCAUGGACCACGCCUUACCUGCUUACAGUGUUACAAAGAUCCGGCCGAUGAUUCUUUGAGAUUAGUGGUAACAUCUAAUGACUCGCGAAUAAGGGUCUUUAAUCUGAAAACCAAGAAAUGCUUGGAAGUCUUGAGAGGAUUCGAGAGUGGUACAUCUCAGCAUAAGGCCCAGUUGACUUUUUUGGAGGGGAAUGAACCGGUGCUUGUUUGCGGCAGUGACGAUCAUUGGGCCUAUUCUUGGAAAUUGCAGUCAGCCAAUUCAUCAUCAAUUGCGAAAGAGGGCGCAAAGCAAACCAAGAUCGGGGGUCUGAGAGAUUUUCUAAGCCAUCCUCUACAUCACAACGGCGACCAUUCCAAAAAUCGGCAACAUCAGCAUGGUUCUCUACAUCUCAAAACUCUUUUACCACAUUCUCACGGCUCCUCGUCGGAUCAGCCGAUCAAGAACAGCGAUUUCAUAUGUUUUCACGCCCAUCAUAAUCCAGUCACCACAGCGAUUCUAGCGCCCCCAGAGACCAGCAAGACAUUAUCGCUUUCCAAUGACCUCAUAUGCGACAUAUCUUUAGAGUUCUUCAGACAGUCAGACACUCUAGCCUUUCUCGGUAGUAAAAAGGACGAGUCUUCCGAUUCGGACCAGUCCUCCAUUGAACACAAUGAUGUGGAUGGAAGUUCUUCGGUGACCACCGGAAGUGGCGAUAAUGACGGUCGCACAUCGCCCAGUACCGUGGCUGCUAUAGGAAGCAUAAUGGUAACCACCGACACCGAGGGUUUAAUUCGUGUGUUUCGUGCCGAUAUGCCCAAGAAUAUACGAGAACGUGUUCUGGAGAGACUAAAUGACUUGGGCCGCGAGAACAAUAAUAGCGGCGACGUACUGACCACGUACGGCUCUGCAGAUCGACUUGCCGUUGCAAAAAAACAUCCAAGCAGUUUGCUCGGCCUCAGUAAGUUGGCCGCCGCCGCUGUGCAGUGUCCCGAUGAAAUUCUCGGUGCCUCCCGUCUGAAGCCCAACUCAGUGCUGAGGAAUCCAUUGUUCAACUAUUCGAGCGGCAGUCUAAACUCUACGAGAACAAGAGGUAGUGGAUCUUCUAACGGUAAGAACGGCUCGAUGCCGGGGCUAAGAUGCGACGUGUGCAAUGGCACUAAUUUCAACGUGCUGUCGAAUUCCCCUUCCAUCACAGGUGAAGCGGGAUACUCCUGCGCAGACUGCGGAAAUAUACUUAACAACUUCAGAUAA
Molecule: messenger RNA, 2532 nt
Organism: Torulaspora globosa
Lineage: Eukaryota; Fungi; Ascomycota; Saccharomycetes; Saccharomycetales; Saccharomycetaceae
Gene: DGR2
Product: Dgr2p
Exons: 1
Coding region: 1-2532 (843 amino acids)
Molecular function (GO): protein binding
Source: RefSeq, a predicted model, not a curated record